ACGAAGGGUACAUCGUCAUUUGGUAAGCGACGAAAUAAGACACACACCUUGUGUCGUCGAUGUGGGUCCAAGGCAUACCACCUGCAGAAAUCUACCUGUGGGAAAUGUGGUUACCCUGCUAAGCGUAAGAGAAAGUAUAACUGGAGUGCAAAGGCUAAAAGACGCAACACCACUGGUACUGGUCGCAUGAGGCACCUGAAAAAGGUCUACCGUCGAUUCAGGAAUGGAUUCCGUGAGGGAACCACACCGAAGCCCAAGAGAGCAGCUGUUGCAGCCUCCAGUUCAUCAUAAAGAUUCAUCCAUUUGUUAAAAUAAAUGGUCUUACCCAGAAAAAUCUGUCACCUUUUAUACAUGUUUUACUUCAGUGAAAUGUAGGAUUCCUGAAAAUACAUAUAUUUACACACACAGUUUCUUGAUGGUAUGCAUUGAAACGAUUCAUUAAAAACAAUCCUCUAAUUGACU
Fulmarus glacialis (Northern fulmar) is the source of this 462-nucleotide messenger RNA. It is a transcript of the gene RPL37, whose product is annotated as ribosomal protein L37. The transcript has 3 exons. Gene Ontology annotation, biological process: translation. Gene Ontology annotation, molecular function: structural constituent of ribosome; RNA binding. NCBI's taxonomy places the organism in Eukaryota, Metazoa, Chordata, Aves, Procellariiformes, Procellariidae. The record is from RefSeq and is a predicted model, not a curated record. Gene Ontology annotation, cellular component: cytosolic large ribosomal subunit; ribosome. The annotation marks the transcript as partial.